Oldenlandia corymbosa var. corymbosa is the source of this 1960-nucleotide messenger RNA. NCBI's taxonomy places the organism in Eukaryota, Viridiplantae, Streptophyta, Magnoliopsida, Gentianales, Rubiaceae. The record is from the annotation of a GenBank genome assembly.
CAAUCUUCUACGAAUCCGCGUUUUAGUUCCUUUGUUCUCUUUUUUCUCAAAAAGUCCAACGUAUCAAAAGAAUGAGAUUAGGUUGGGACAUUAAAAAAUAUGGUGGUGGGCAUCCAUUAACGUCUACCUCAAUGAUCUCUCUCAGGGUGGCAAUCUCGUAAAUUUCUCCAAAUUCAAGGUCAACAACUCUCAUUCCCCAACUCUACUUAUAUAGCAACGCACAUGGCAAGCUCAAAGUCAUUAGGCCACAACUUGUCAGAUUAUACUAGCCUCCAAAAGUAAAAGAAGGGAAAAAAAUCCUCGCCGGAGAGAGAAAUUUCGGAGCAAGAAAAAAGGAAGUAUUCCGGCGAAGAAAGGGAGAGAAAGAAAAAUCAUGUCAGGUUCUUCAUCUCUAUCGAUUGCCUUGGCUCUGUGUCUGUUGACAACAGCUGUGGUUCUUUCCACGGUUUGUGCUGGUGGGGAGCAGUUCUACGAUUCGGCCGAUAUGGGUUGGUUGAUUCCGGCGGGAUCUGGGUUGGUCGGCGACGCGGAAGCGGAGUUCGAGCUGGAUUCGGAAUCCAACAGGCGUAUAUUAGCCACAACGCGCUACAUCAGCUACGGUGCGCUGCAGAGGAACAGCGUCCCCUGCUCCAGGCGUGGACAGUCCUACUACAACUGCCGGCCCGGAGCUCCGGCGAAUCCCUACACCCGCGGGUGCAGUGCCAUCACCCGAUGCCGGAGUUAGUUUAAUUCAUACCCAAAAUCCCCAUCGGCUCUUUGUCUCCCACCCCCUUUUGACUCUUUCUUUUUGUUGAGUAAAUGAUUUUUUUUAAAAAAAUUUAUCCUCAUUGAUUAUAUAUACUGAAGAGAGUGAUGGGAUUGGAAAAAAAAGAAAAAAAACAGAAGGAUUAGAUGAUUGGUGUUUGGUCGGAAAAACUUGGGAUUCUUUGCGACGAUGAUGUUGUCUUCAUGUACUACUAUCUUUUAACUAGUGUUUUGUCAAUAAUGUGAUUGGAUAUGUACAAUAUACUACAUCUUUUUUUACAGUCAAUUGUUGUCCCUUCUUUCGUUUGCAUUUCAAUUCAAUCAGUUCUCUUGAUUAUAUUAUCCGGGUCUUGAUCUCUGUUCUAGUUCCGGUUGGUCAAAUUUUUCUCCGCACUAAGUUCUUCAAUACUUGCAGUCGAGCGCAUUUUUCAUCAGGGUAACCUUGUUUAUUCAUUAUCGUCGAGUUUAGAAAGGAAGGAGAUUUGAUUCAGAAGUCUUUAAUGUUCCUCUGUAGAAUUCCAACGAUGCAAUAAGCUGGAAAAAGUGAAAGGAGUGUUGAAAUUGUUAUAAUGGUGAUCUUGAUGACUGUUCUUCAAUUUGACUAAUUUGCGUUUGGUGUUUAGCUGUUUUCUUACUCUAAAUACCCAUACUCCGCGAUGGGAUGAUGUUGGUUUAGUUGUCAAUUUCAGAUGAUGAGCUGUAUUUGUGCAAAAUUGAAAGCUCUUUGAUUUCUUUUGAUUUUGUUUGUACUUUUGUAUAUUUGUCAUCUAGAUUACAACAGCUAAGAUUAUGACAGCCAAUCUUUUACUUGAUUGGUGGUUUCUUUACGUAGCCGGUCGUUGAAUAAUGCUCUUUUAGAUGGUUGUUGCCUUGUUGGUAUCGGUUUGUGAUUACACUGUUGCUUGACCUGUUAAUAUAAGUAGUAAUAAUAAAACUGAACAAUUAUUUUGGGAGGAAUAUCUUUUUGUUUGGACUUUUGUCAAAGACGGAUAAUUUUCGGUUUUCCUCGUUAAAAAGAGAUAUUACUAUUACACAAUACAUUGUGCUGCAGAUGAGAACGCCACCAAUCACGCAUUUUGGUCCAACAAAAUAGGAAACACAUUCCACUUCCAUAACUUGAUUUUUCAUUUUUCUUUAGUUUGAUGACUCGUUGAGCCAUCGUUAUUAGUGUGUUUCAUACUUCCAUCGUAACAGAAGGAUGAUGCCCAUAACUAAC